Pygocentrus nattereri (red-bellied piranha) is the source of this 2112-nucleotide messenger RNA. It is a transcript of the gene galns, whose product is annotated as galactosamine (N-acetyl)-6-sulfatase. The transcript has 14 exons. The record is from RefSeq and is a predicted model, not a curated record. Gene Ontology annotation, molecular function: N-acetylgalactosamine-6-sulfatase activity; arylsulfatase activity. Bases 270 to 1838 code for a protein of 522 amino acids. Lineage: Eukaryota; Metazoa; Chordata; Actinopteri; Characiformes; Serrasalmidae.
CCCGUUUGUUUUCUUGGUUUAUUUUCGGUUUGGAGGUUGUUUUUUUUGCUAAAACAAGGCGCGGUUUAUUCUGGCGUUACUGUAUGGCGAGAAUGUGUCGCCUGUGAAGCUCUCGGACUGUUUAUGCGGACUUUUUAAACUCUGACUCGUUCAGAGGCGCUGCUGUGCGCACUUCCUCAACGCGCGAGGCAUGUGAUGAGCAGAGGCUGCGCGAGACUAGAAGAGAGAGGUGAAGAGAGGUGAAGAGAGAUGAAGAGAGGUGAAGAGAGAUGGGGCUCCAGCGAAUUACGUGUUUAUCUAUCUUUCUCUGGGCUGUGAGUUUUCCUACAGCCGCCAACAGUCAGAAUGUGUCCACUCCAAAUAUCAUCAUCAUGCUAAUGGAUGACAUGGGGUGGGGUGAUCUGGGGGUGUUUGGUCAGCCCGCCAUGGAAACUCCAAACCUGGACUUGAUGGCUUCUCAGGGGAUGCUGUUCCCCAACUUCUACACCGCAAACCCACUCUGCUCCCCCUCCAGAGCUGCGCUGCUUACUGGAAGACUUCCAAUUCGGAAUGGGUUCUACACCACCAACGCACACGCCAGGAACGCCUACACGCCUCAGGAGAUCGUGGGAGGAAUCUCAAAAGACGAGAUACUGUUGCCUCAGAUCCUGAAGAAAAAAGGCUAUGUCAGCAAGAUCGUCGGCAAGUGGCACCUCGGGCACAGAGAGCAGUUCCUGCCCCUGAAUCAUGGAUUCGAUCAGUGGUUUGGGGCACCAAACUGUCACUUUGGACCCUACAACCACACCUACAGGCCCAACAUCCCCCUCUACAACAACUCCAAGAUGGUAGGAAGAUAUUAUGAGGAGUUCGAAAUCAGUGAGAAAACGGGGGAGUCAAAUCUCACACAGAUUUAUUUGGAGGAAGGUUUGAACUUCAUCCGUCACCAGGCUAUGGCACGACAGCCUUUCUUUCUCUACUGGGCAGCAGAUGCCACACACGCACCCGUAUAUGCCUCCAAACGGUUCCUGGGAAAGAGCCAGAGAGGACGCUAUGGCGAUGCUGUGAUGGAGCUGGACUACAGUGUCGGGCAGAUUUUGUCCUGGCUGGUCACACUGGGCAUCGAUAAAACCACAUUUGUGUUCUUCACUUCUGACAACGGCGCUGCAUUAACGUCUGGACCUCAUCAAAGUGGCAGUAACGGUCCAUUCCUGUGUGGAAAGGAGACGACUUUCGAAGGAGGAAUGAGGGAGCCAGCUAUUGCCUGGUGGCCGGGACGAAUCCCUGCAGGCACGGUCAGUUCUCAGGUGGGUACUGUGAUGGAUCUCUUCACCACCAGUCUUGCUCUGGCUGGUCUUGUUGCCCCUGACGAUCGGGUCAUUGACGGUUUGGACCUGAGACCGACCCUGUUCAACAACACGCUGACAGACAGGCCCGUCUUCUAUUACCGCGGCAACCAGAUGAUGGCGGUGCGGGUCGGACUCUACAAGGCUCACUACUGGACAUGGAGCAACUCGUGGGAGGAGUUUAAGAAGGGCAUAAACUUCUGUCCUGGCCAGGAGGUCGCUGGGGUCACCACACACACCCAGCAGGAACACACCAUGCAGCCGCUCAUCUUCCACCUGGGGCGGGACCCUGGAGAGAAAUACCCAAUCAGUGUCCUAUCUGAAGAAUAUCUGGCCGUUUUGAGGCGUGUUACUUCGGUCGUGGAGCAGCAUCAGAAGACUUUGAUUCCUGGUCAGCCUCAGCUGAACAUGUGUGACCUGGCAGUGAUGAACUGGUCUCCUCCCGGAUGUGAGCAGCUGGGAAAGUGCCUCAAACCCCCACCGUCUCAGCCGUGGAAGUGUGACUGGCCACACUGAGGCAUCUUUUACACAAACGAUCAGAACAUUAAACUCUGAGGAUGAUCUGAAAACCCUACAGCUGAUCUCUGCACAGACUCGAUGAUCUCUUCUGCCUUCGUGAAAAUGAAAAACGGGAAUUUCUGUCUGCACUCAUGAUGAUCAUUUUGAUAGAUUUUUUUUUUAAUUUUGAAGGGAAUAUUUUAAAAUGAAUUUAAUUAUUUAAAUCUAUUGCUGUAUUUUUCUUUUUAUUUUUUGCUUUUUGACAUCAUAAUAAAGGAAUACGAGAAAUGCA